AUGAACAAAUUCAGGAACAAGCUCAAGGGCUCGGAUGGGCCGAGCACAUCCACCGAUGCGCUGAACAUUCUCAAUACGCCUGCGCCAGUGUCGCCCGGUCUGAAGAAGAGCGCCACGAGUCGAUGGAAGAAGAACAAGAAGCAGCCCGAAGCGAAACCAGAACUCAACAUCAUCGAAGCGCUACCAUCUCACGACAACUUCCGAACCAGUCUACUUAUGCCAAACUUAUCCGCACGUUUCAGCAUGCUGAGAGAGCAGGAUGACCCAAACUCGUUGCUUGGUAAGGCCAGCGAUGAUAGUGUGCUCCAGCCUCGGCGGCGAUCAAGAAUGGCAGAUUUCGGGUUUGGCUCGAACGGCUUGAACGACAUUGCUGAAGUGCAGUCUACUCGAAGUUCGAUCAAGCCAAGUUUCCAUUUCGGACGCCAAGACUCGUUCGAUACGCAAGGUUAUGGUAGCGAGGGUGACUCUAAUUCGGGAGGUGUGAUGGGCAGGGCACGGCCUGGUGAAGGAAAUGUCAUGUUUGGUGGUAGACAGAAGGUAUACAAGAUUGCAACUGGCAACCCGAGCUCUUCUGGACUCGGCAAGGCCGUAUACGAGGAUGAUAUCGGCAUGUCAGCUUUCCAGCGGUACAGGAAGGAGAGGGAAGCUGUGGAAGAUUGGCAGAUGGAAGACGAGCCGUCGUUUGACUUUGGGCUGGAUACCACGGAUGUGAGUGCUGGUGCGCAGGAGGAUACGCAAUCAAGGACGCCUAACGACUCCGCAAAAGAUCUGUCGCAUUCGCCAUCACUCUCUUCGUACGAUAAGAAGCGAUCGACUACCUCAUCCAUGGCACAUUCCGAGGCACGAUCGUCCACAGCAGCAACUUCUGUAGCAUCACAACAAGCACCAAGCACUUCUUCGCCGAUGGUGGCUGCUUCACAAGGCCCUUCGCCUGCAGUAAUCGCACCUUCACUGAAGCGUUCCGACACCAAGACUCGAAGACUUUACGAACAAGGCCUUGACCAACAUAUUCAGGAGCAACAGACUUCUGCCAUGACACGGCUCAACUCGCUACAUCGUCCGCGACCUCUCAACAAUGGUGUUCAGCCUCCUCCAUUCCUGUAUACCGCUAAAAGCGCAACAAAUCUGGGUGAGGUGAAGACGCCACAACAACUCUUUGCACUCCGCUCGAACAGCCCUCCACCAGCUAUGGCGCCACUGACGACCUUUGGAUCCCUUCGCAAAACGAGUUCGAAUACUGGCAGCCCGUUGACGAGUGGACCACAAUCGCCUGUCAGCCCACAGAUCAUGGAGUUUCCAGAACUUACGCAAGCCCUAGAGCCCGGUGACAGAGGUAAAGCGACUGCCAUGGGAGCCUUCAACAAGCCUAAGCAGUCUUUUGACGAGAAUCAAUACUUGGAGCGCCAACAGCAAUUACAGCGAUCACUUUCUAGGAAAAACUCCCGUAAAGCUCCUAGUGCUUCUGCAGAGCACCAAAGAGCUGCUCGCUUGGAGCAAGUGGAACGUGAGCGCAGUGUCUCGGGCUCUUCUGUGCAGCAGCGUGCCGGUAGGCUAGAACACGCGGACAGAAAUCGAAGCAACUCGAAUCUAUCCACGCGGUCACGAUCCAGAUCAGCAUCCAAGGGGCAUGAGCCAACAAAAGCGUACAACGUCUUCCAAAACGCGGCCAACUCUAUGGCUGUCAAGUCAGGAGCUGCUCCGCAGUACGACACCCAUCGCACGUUUUUCGGCAACAUUAGCGCAAGUGACAGUGAGGAGGAAGAGGAUGCUAUGCAGCAAGAUGUGUACCACCCUCAGCACAGCUUCGGAUAUGGCGAUCAUGGAAGCAAUAGGUGGCAGCCUGCGAGUCUCGCGCCGGUUUCUGAACAUCCUGCUUUCCGUGGCCAUGCGUCAAAGCCAAGUCUGGUGGAGGAAGAAGAAGACGAGGAUAUGGAGCCUUCCCUGAAACAAUCUCCAUCGUCGAGGACACUACAAGUCGACUCAGAAGACCCGCCACCAUCAACGAACACGGAAUUUGACUCGCCAACACUUGGGCCAAGCACAUCACAGCCUUUGAAUGGUAUGGUACAUCAUUUGCGACAAUCAAGCACCAACUCCUCGGUUUACCCGAUGGACGAUCCUCCGGAGAUGCCGAGUGGCUUUUGGAACUCAACUGGUUCAGGGCGAGAUGCGGUGCAAAGCACAAUCGAGACUGAGUCGCGGGUCGAGUCUACGUACACCAAUUCAAAUCCUUGGGACCUGGACGACUCGGAGGUUCGAUACAGCACGCUGGAUCCGCAUGAAGAAGGCCUUGUCAGUCCGAUCGAUAGUAUGCGCCAGGAAAGCCGCAUGGGCUCGAGAGCGCCCUCACGCAUGACCGCCCAGAUGGAUCGCCAGUCCAAAGUCUCCCAAGACUCAGAAAGUGUCGCCGGCCAGCCAUGGCAGCACGAGCUCCGCAAGCAGCAUACUCGAGAAGCAAGCACGGCCACCCAAGCCGAUCGAGAUGCCUUCGACAAUGAGCUUGCUGCACGCCGGAAUGCUGUCCAAGAGAACCUGAAGAGCAUUGUUGAGAACCAGAGCAGGGGCGCUAGUCCCGCCCCGAGCACGAAUGGUGCCUUCAAGGCCUUCGGCAUGUUGCGAUCGAAAUCUAGCAGAGAGUCGGUUGACAUGGGUCGAGGUGGUCCUUCUGCACCCACUAAGGCUAUGAAGAUGCUGGGUAUCGGUAGCAGUAAUGUCAACGCAAGCAACGCCACAUUGAACUCACAGUAUGAGCGCACUGGGUACAGCUUCGAUGCGACACGGCCAAGAGGUAAUUCUGGUAACAGAGGACCACCUAUGCCACCUCCUCAGCGGGCACCGCCGGGCUUGCCGUAUGGUGAGUGGGAUCAGCAGUCAAGGCCGAGAGCUGAAAGCAACAGCCGUGCGGCUGGUCAAUCGCCUGCUUCUACUCAGGCUAGUCGUGCUCGUAGUCGAUCAAACUCGGAGGCUACUACUGGUCGCUCGCGAAGCAGGACUGGACCAUAUCGUGACGAUCUGGAGAAAGCUAUGAUCGAAGGGACUGGCUCGAGUGCUGCCGGUGUACCUGAACUGUCACCAAUGAUCACAAGGGAACUCACACCACGGCCCUCGCCCGAUAUGGCCAGUAGUCCUUUCGACAGCCAAGGUCGAUCACGUAGCAACAGUCGUCCUUCGCCGGCAAUGACGAAUUAUUUCGAUGCUAAGAUGGACCCGCCGUCUAGUGUGCCGCCGACGCCACGUUUGGCAACCGGAGCUUCUCCUGCCACAUACACACCGACUGGUCUCAGUCCUGCCCCUACCACAUAUACACCGACCGGGUACUAUCCAAACCACAUUCGACCAUCUCCAGGCACGUUGCCAAUCGCGCAGAAUCCGACCCCUCCGAUCUCCGGCCACAACACACCGCAAGCCGCGAACUUUCCUACGACUAUCCAGCCACGACAUGGUAUGCUUCGGAAGCGGAACGUAUCCAAAUUCGAUAUCUCGGAGCCUACACUGAUCUCUGCUACGUCCAACGUAGACACGGUGGAUCUACCCGAAGGCGCCUCGCUGAAGAACGGCAUGGACAGCGCUCCGCCACUCCCACCCAUCAACCCCAAGCGUCGUGGCGCCCGCAAAAUCUUCGGUAUGGGUCGCAGUGACAUGAGUGACGACGCGCAGAAUUACGGCAAUUACGGUCGAUCGAAGACCCCGGACCUCUGGAUGAGCCGAUCGACGACCGAGCCGGACUUUGAGUCUGCUCGUAGUCCGCGUGGUUUCCAUCAUGCUAAACAGCAGAGACCUGGUCUCAUGCCCCAGCAUGGUUUCGAGAAUCAUAGCAGUCCUGCUAUCCCGCAAUACGGCGGUUUCACACCUGAUCCGACGUCGCCGGAACGAAGGGUUAGGUCGCCUGUUCCGCAGCAGCAUGCUACGAUGGAUGGCGGUAUGUUUUGA
Molecule: messenger RNA, 3930 nt
Organism: Recurvomyces mirabilis
Lineage: Eukaryota; Fungi; Ascomycota; Dothideomycetes; Mycosphaerellales; Teratosphaeriaceae
Exons: 1
Coding region: 1-3930 (1309 amino acids)
Source: RefSeq, a predicted model, not a curated record